This is a messenger RNA of Echinococcus granulosus, 948 nucleotides long. RefSeq names its product Ankyrin repeat and KH domain-containing protein mask. The record is from RefSeq and is a predicted model, not a curated record. NCBI's taxonomy places the organism in Eukaryota, Metazoa, Platyhelminthes, Cestoda, Cyclophyllidea, Taeniidae. Gene Ontology annotation, molecular function: protein binding. The coding region runs from base 1 to 948 and encodes 315 amino acids. Gene Ontology annotation, biological process: innate immune response. The transcript has 5 exons. Gene Ontology annotation, cellular component: cytoplasm.
AUGAGUCCCUCCAGACGAUCCUUGACCAUUGAUGAUGAUGAGUGUCAGAAGUCCUCCUACCAGAGCGCAUUGACAGAUGCCAUCCUUUUCGACGAUCCUGACACUCUCGAAUCGCUAUUUCAACUGGGUGUUGACCCGAACACGACUGUGUGUGAAGGUGGUGAGCUUCCCCUCAUAGUGGCUGCCAUGCAUGGUUCUGUUCAGGCAGUGUACACCAUUCUCAAUUAUGGUGCGUCACUUACUGCCGCUGAUAGAUACGGUAACACGGCCCUCCAUUGGGCGGCAGUGGCAGGCAGCAUCUAUUGUGCGCAUAUCCUUCUUCAGCAUGGAAUCGACAUUAAUAGAUUAAACUACAUGAACGCCACGCCCCUAAUGAAUGCCAUUUCCUUCCAGAACAUUGACGUCGCAAUAUAUCUGCUCUGGAAUGGUGCCUCCACGACACCUGAAUUGAACGUUUAUGAGGAAUCGGCCCUCACUUGCGCAUCUUCUACGGGUGACGUUGCCAUCGUGGAGCUCAUUUUGGCAGUAGAAGUCCCGGUGGAGCAUCGGAUUAGAGACUUGUACGCUUCUCUCGGACAGGCUGCGGUAGGUGGACAUAUGGAGGUGGUGCAAUUCUUGCUUGAUAAUGGAGCUCCUGUCGAUCUCCCCAACACUACGAUUGAGAGUCCUCUUAAUCUAGCCAUUUGUGGUGGCGAUGAGUCAAUUGUACGCCUCCUUCUUUCCCGAGGGGCAAAUACUGAGACCGUUAAUCGGUAUGGCUACACACCACUCAUGGAGGCUGCAAUAAGGCGAAAUGUGAAUGCAGUCACUGCUCUCCUAUCUGCAGGCGCCAACAUAACUACCGUGAGUGAAAAAACUAGAGAAACGGCUUACGCUUUGGCCGAAGAACAAGGUUACUUUGAAAUCUGCGAUAUUCUAAUGGAAUCCCUGGAUGUCAAAAAUUUGUAG